CUCACUUCAAUAACGUCACAUCAAAACAAUGUCUGACGAAGGUGGAGGUACUGAUGGCGGGAGUUGGUGGGGUGGGUGGCUACAGACUGCCAAAGAGCAGUCGGCGUCAGCCUGGGAUAUGAUGAAAAAAGAUCUUGUUGAAUUUGGUGUAACUGUAAAACGGGAUACUCAGGCUACUGUGGCAAGUGGCGCUUCUAACAUCAAGGAACAAAUAAAGUCUGAUAAUGCAUCAGCAGCUGGAAGCGGUAAUAAAGUGACAGAGGGAUUUUCUAGAUUGUUGUCGGGAAUCACUGAAACACUGUCUCCGAAAGAUUACGGAUUAGAUGAGGAUGAGAAACAGGGAGUUCUCAUGACAAAAGAUGGCGCUCAUAUAUUUGAUCGAAAAAAGGCUAAGCUGUAUGCGAUACAGACAGAGCCCGGAACUUACUGCAAUGAGCCUGAUGGCCCACCUGAUCACUAUGAGAAAUGGCUUGAGUCUGUUAGCCUAGAAGAUAACAAAGGAGAAAUAUCAGAACUACUCAUAGUCAACACCAAUGUACGAUCAUUAUACACAAAAUUGGUGCCUGCAGUGGUAUCGCAUGAUGAUUUCUGGAAUCGAUACUUCUACAAAAUUCAUCAACUUGAUCAGGAUGAGGCAAGAAAGGCUGCGCUAAUGGAACGGGCUGAUAUGACAUCAUCGAUGAAGGAGGAGGAAGAUCUUGGAUGGGGUGAUGAAGAUGAUUCAUGGGAUACAGUCCCCGAUGCUAAGCCUUGCAAGGCACAGGCGGAAGAAAAUACGGAAACAUCACCGACCUUACUUAUCACCAAGGAAGAAAAUCCCAUAUCUGAUAUGGAAAGUUUGAAUGUACAUGAUACCGAUGAUGGACAUAAUGAUUACGAACUUGUGAAAGACAAUUCCAAUAAACCGGAACAAACGUCUGGUAGAUUAACACCCGAGGAAUUUGUAUUAAGUUCCGAGCCCAACGAAAAACAGUGUUUAAAUAACGAGAAAAAAAUAGAUGACAACAAUCAAGGAAAGGAAACUGAUUCACUUACUAAAGAAACACAUAUAGAAAAAGAAAAUAAGGAACAAGAAAAAACAGAUAGCCAACUGGAUAGCAUUGAUGAAGCAGUUGAUAAUUCAAGUGGAAAUAUUUCACCUGUAUCGUCAGAUAAAAAAGAUUCAAGUAGUUUAGGCGAUGAUUGGGACGAUUUUGACGACAUUGAGGUAACGGAGGAAGAUGUCAAAGCCGCAGCAAACUUGUCAGCGGAUGACGAUCUCGAUGACUGGGAAAACUGGGAAUGAAUCCAUCUUAAAUUCUCACGUGCUGAGUGCUAACAACAACCGUCGUCAAGACCACCUCCAACCCCUUCGUCAUAUAGCAUAAAAUGCUAUGCCUAGAAAACUAGUUAUAUUCUAGGAUUCAUUUACUAUUGCACCACAGCUUAUAAAAUUCAAUAUACUGCACUUUUCAGAAGUUCAAUAAACAUCUGUAUAUGAAUUACUUGUACAAUUUUAUUUAAUAGUUUCAGUUGUAAAUAGCAGUUCUAUUAAGUUCGGACAUACAGUAGUAGGAGUUUAUAGAAUAUUAUAUUACACUCAGUGUACGGCAUAAUUUUAAUGCAAUAUGUGUUACUCUAUGUAGCAUAUGCAAUAUGGUAGUAUAGUGGUAUACUAUAUUGUGCUAUACAAGGCAAGUGUACUUGAGAAAAAUUCCCUGAAAAAUUCACAGGUGAAAGGAAAAUAAUAUAAUGAAUAUAGGGACAAGAUAUAAAAACUAUAUUUUGGUUAACUUUUAUUGAUAAAAUUAAUGGUUAAAUUAUAUCUUUCAAUAUACUUUUGCCUAGAAGGUGCUAUGGUUUAUAUACAAUUCAUAUGGAGUAAAAAAAAAC
Messenger RNA from Anneissia japonica, 1872 nucleotides. RefSeq names its product BSD domain-containing protein 1-like. The record is from RefSeq and is a predicted model, not a curated record. Lineage: Eukaryota; Metazoa; Echinodermata; Crinoidea; Comatulida; Comatulidae. The coding region runs from base 29 to 1285 and encodes 418 amino acids. Gene Ontology annotation, cellular component: cytoplasm. The transcript has 8 exons.